CUUCUUUAACUUUACACAAUCGUCGUUGCUCUUUCCCGAAGCGGAUCUCUUGAUCGGAGGAUCUCCAAGAGUUUCUCAUCCAGAAAAAGAGAGCGGGAGAAAAUCGCUCCCCAAUUUAUAUGGCUUCUACAAGCAGACCGAAUCCUCUCGAAGAAGAUGAUGAUGCCGAAGAAGAGGUGCAACAUUUCGAUGAUUUUACUCUAGCUUCUUCCUGGGAAAGAUUCAUUUCAGACAUUGAAGCAACUUGUCGUCAAUGGUUAGCCGAUGGUCCCAAAAACCUGGUGGAAAAGGGGGCUGUUGCAGUGGAGGAUUCCAAGAAUCUGUUUAAGGUCAAGUACGAUCUAAAAAAUGUCGCAAAGAGCUAUUGUAUGGAGUUCUACUUUCAAAUUGACAAUAAUGGUAGCCAACAAGCUGGAAUUGGUAAUUGGAACAGUAAUUCACAUGAUCUCCAGCUUUGCUUUGGGGUGAAGGAUUUUCUGUUGAUUGCUCCACAAAGUGCCAGUGGGGUGCUUCUUGAUUCACCAGAGUCUAGCAAGCUUCUGAGUUCGGUUGCUAUUGCUUUGUCUAACUGUGCCAGCUUGUGGCCAGCCUUUGUCCCUGUGCAUGACCCUUCACGCAAAGCAUAUAUUGGAAUCCAGAAUAUGGGUACUGUUUUUACUAGAAGAUUUGAAGCAGAUCGUAUUAAUAGUCAAGUCCCUGUGAAACUCAUGCACCUAGAAGGACUAUAUGAGUUGUUUGUUUCUAAGUUUGUUUAUUCAGGAGUGGAUUUCUCGAUGCAUAAUUUCAAAGUCCAUUUUAUGAUGAGGCUAACAUACCAGACCUUCCCAUAUGAGGAGGAUGAGGAAAAUGAUAUGGAUGAACUUAUGGGUGACAAAACAGACACUGCAGAACACUAUGGUUCUGAGUCACGUAACAAAUUGCACUGGGACGAUGAUUGUCCUUGGAGUGAGUGGUACUCUGCUGAAGAUCCACUUAGAGGAUUCGAAUUGGUGGUCACAUGCGCUGACAAGACUGUAGAAAACACACUUGAAAUGGCUGAACUUGAAAAUGCUUCACCCCAUGAAGCUGAGAAGUGGAUUUUACACCCAAUCCUCUCACCAUAUCUGGGUGAUCCUUCACAUGGGAAUAGAAUUGAUUUCUCUUCCCAACUACUUUGCGUGGUUGAAGCAUUGGAUAUGUCAUUCACAGCUCAGUUUAUGGAGGAUUUCGUGUCAGGGGAAAAUCCAGGCUCCGAAAAUUUGAAGACCUCAGUGGUCAUACCUCCUCCAACAGUUCUUGAUCGGGUGAUUAAAGAUCUCUUUCAUGAGGGAUCUAAGCUCCCAGAUUUUACUAAAGGCGAACACAGGCUUUCUCGAGCUCUUAAGGCUGCACCGCUUGAGUCUCUUUUUACACAAUUCUGUUUGCACUCACUGUGGUUUGGCAACUGCAAUAUCCGUGCCAUUGCCUCUCUCUGGAUAGAGUUUGUCCGCGAAGUUCGUUGGUGUUGGGAAGAGUCACAGCCGUUGCCAAAAAUGCCAGUUGAUGGUUCUAUUGAUUUGUCCACUUGUUUAAUCUACCAGAAGUUGCACCUGCUUGCAAUUUGCAUUGAAAAAAAGCGUGAAAUGAAUGAAGAGUUCCUAGACUGUAUAGGAAGUGAAGACAGUUCAGACGCUUCUGUUUCUGUGGAGGAACACCAGAAGGUCGACAAGAGAAGAAAUACAUCCUCAGAAGCAGAUCUGCAGAGGAAACGUGACAGUUCAAUCGCAGAAGAUACAUCUAAUCGACUCAGAUUUGAGAGGAAAACUGAAAGCACAAAUUCUGUGAACCAAAGCCCAACACAUGCCAUCAGAAGGGGUUCAGCUGGACCAGCGGGGACCAUGAUGCUCCUGAAGUCACAUCAGCGACUCCAUGCCCCAUUUACACAGGAUCCACCUCUUAUGACUGAAGACAUGCAUGAAGAAAGACUCCAGGCUGUUGAGGCGUUUGGUGAUUCCCUUAACGUUCCUGGCCAGUUGGAGAAAGACAUCUUAUUAUCUGACAUGUCAGCAUUCAAAGCAGCAAACCCGGAUGCCGUGUUUGAGGACUUUAUAAGAUGGCAUUCACCUGGAGAUUGGGACAGUUCUGAGCCUGAAGCCGCUGAACCAUCGGGAGGCUCCAUCACUGAAGGCUCGAAGGAUAAAUGGCCUCCUCGUGGCCGCCUUUCUCAACGGAUGUCUGAUCAAGGAAACCUCUGGAGGAAAAGUUGGAACGAUGCACCUGCUUUGCCAGCCGAUGACCAAAAGCCCCUCCUAGACCCAAACCGAGAGGGAGAAAAGAUUCUUCAUUACCUGGAAACAGUGCGGCCUCAUCAGCUUCUUGAGCAAAUGGUCUGUACAGCCUUCAGAGGAUCAGCCGACACUCUUAACCAGACAAACUUCGGGGACAUGAAACAAAUGACCUCUAAAUUGGAGCAACUCUACCUCAUCACCAAAUCUACUUUGGGGGCUCUACAACGAAAUAAUCUUCCGGAUAGAGCAGAGACCAUCAAAGACCUGAGACGUCUCUGUGUGGUCUUUGAACACGUCGAGAAGUUGGUAACGGUCGCAGCGUCUCUUCACAGAAAGUUCCUGGAUGCAUCACGCCUUGCUCAAGUUAUAUUCAGCGACUUCUACGGCAUUUAUGUUCCAUUGAUGGGAAUAAACUCAAAUGACGAAGAGAACAAAAGCAGGACGGAGAUGGAAGUAGGUAGACAGGAAGUGACUCCGAGAGAGAGACAAGUGGUGUCGAAUCUGUUCUCGCCGCCAUCAGCGAACCAGUCAUGGAGAAAAGUGUUGAGCAUGGGAAAUCUUCUAAACGGACACGAACCCAUUCUCAGGGAGAUCAUUUUCUCCACCGGAGACGAUGUCAACAACGGAAUCCAUUACGCGGCGGCUGCUGACGUGGCGGCCACCAGUGACCGGAGGAGAGAAGAAAUCGAGACGCACCGAAUGUACGUCUCUGGAACAUCGAACGAUCUCCGCGUUGCGCUCUCUGUUACUUCCUGCGAUUGAUUCUUUUUCAUUUUGAUUUAACCGUACGAUAUAACGCAUUUGUUCUCUAACAGAAAAUUAACAAAUGAACAAAUUUCUGUAAGCAACAAUUUUUUUGCUUGAUGUGUAUUAAUUCAGACGAUAAAUAAAGCUAUCUCAUAGA
This is a messenger RNA of Eutrema salsugineum, 3150 nucleotides long. Its product is annotated as rab3 GTPase-activating protein catalytic subunit. The transcript is spliced from 22 exons. The record is from RefSeq and is a predicted model, not a curated record. Gene Ontology annotation, biological process: positive regulation of GTPase activity. The coding region runs from base 120 to 3008 and encodes 962 amino acids. NCBI's taxonomy places the organism in Eukaryota, Viridiplantae, Streptophyta, Magnoliopsida, Brassicales, Brassicaceae. Gene Ontology annotation, molecular function: GTPase activator activity.